UAGGAUUGUCUAUCCCUAUGUAUCCAAUCCAAUUACUUAUUUCUUAAUCUGAAUAUAUAAGCCCAAUCAACAAUCAAUAAUUUAUAAAAAUGAAAACAAACAUUUAAUUUCUUUCGCCAAAAGAUUUAAUUUUUUUAUUUUUUUUCACUUUAUAUAUAGACCCUUUUGAAGGAAGCAAUAGCAAGCAGGAAGAAAUGGAGGGACAAAAGAAGCUCAAAAAGUCCAAGGUUGUCAAGAUAGAAUCUCAAGAAUCAUGGCAACACCACAUCUCUCAUGCUAACAACAAAGGUUACCCUGUUGUAGUUCACUUCUCUGCUUUUUGGUGCAUAACCUCUACACUCAUGAAUCCUUUGUUUGAAGAACUUGCCUCCACUUAUCAAGAUGCCAUGUUUCUCAAUUUGGAUGUGGAUGAGUUUAAGGAAAUUGCGUCCAAGUUUGAAAUCAAAGCCAUGCCCACAUUUGUGCUGCUGAAUGGAGGAACUGCAGUUGAUAAAAUUGUAGGUGCAAAUCCUGAUGAGAUUAAGACAAGGGUGGAUCAUUUUAUUCAUUCAGCUCCUUCCCAUAAAUAAUGCCAUUUAUUUUGAAUUUUGAACCAUAAUAUAUAUAUAGAGUAAAGUAUUAUUUUUGUCCUCAAUGUUUGGGGUAAGUUUUAUGUGUGUUCAUAAUGUUUAAAUCGUCUCAUUUGUAUCCCUAAAGUUUAUAAAAAUAAUUCAAUGUUAUUCUGUCGUUAAUUAUACUAAUAAAUCAGAUUGUAUUUUUCAAAUAUUCUCACUUGAAUGUAUUCAUUCUUAAUUAGGUCUCAA
Molecule: messenger RNA, 803 nt
Organism: Arachis ipaensis
Lineage: Eukaryota; Viridiplantae; Streptophyta; Magnoliopsida; Fabales; Fabaceae
Product: thioredoxin-like protein CXXS1
Source: RefSeq, a predicted model, not a curated record